Messenger RNA from Boleophthalmus pectinirostris (great blue-spotted mudskipper), 1559 nucleotides. RefSeq names its product sialoadhesin-like. The transcript is spliced from 7 exons. The record is from RefSeq and is a predicted model, not a curated record. Lineage: Eukaryota; Metazoa; Chordata; Actinopteri; Gobiiformes; Gobiidae. Bases 92 to 1252 code for a protein of 386 amino acids.
UCAGAGCUUGACUGUUCACUCUCUAGUUGGUUCGUUAAGCACAACACUAACAGCCCAAGGAUUAUUUUUAUUGCAAAUUCUGAAGCAGAACAUGCUCAUUCAAAUUAUACAACUUUUACUGCUGUUUUCAGGUGCUGAUUGUUGUGAUCCAAAAAAUGCUUUGUUCAUUACAACUCCAAGUCCAAUGGAGGCUCUGAGUGGCUCCUGUUUGUGGAUCCCAUGCACCUAUAAACCUGCAUCUCCAUAUGACAUAAACACUGCAAACCCUGUCACUGGGAUUUGGUUGAAACAUAAUACAGAUUUAAAUAAUAGGUUUUCAGUCAGUGGAGACCCCAGUAAGUCUUAUCCCAUGAAUAUCACUGGGAACCUGAAAAACAAAAACUGCACCACAAUGUUUUAUGAUUUAAGCAAAAUCCAUGAAGACGACUAUUACUUCAGAGUAGAGAACAUUGAUUUUAACGCUUUUGCUGCUUGUGACCCUCUUCAAAUAACAGUCAGAGACUCUCCCUGGAGCCCCACAGUAAAAGUCUCUGGUAAACAGACAGAGACAGAGGUGGUGACUAUAACCUGCUCAGCUGUCACUCCCUGUCCACACGCCCCUCCUCAGCUCACAUGGGACCUCCACCAAGACACUGUCCACAUCACAGAGAACAACACAGACGGAACAUUUACCACUAAAAUCACACAGAACAUCACUCUGACAGACGCCCAUGAUGGACUAAUGAUAAAGUGUAAAGCAUCGUAUCCUGUGAGUGGAGGAUUCAACAUGGCCGACAGUAACGUCACUCUCAGUGUCUCAUAUGGUCCUAAAAACACCUCUGUUGGGGUCAGUCCGUCCGGUUCACUGUCAGCAGGUCAGUCAGUGACACUGAGCUGCUCCAGCAGAGCCAAGCCUCCUGUCCACCUCUUCACCUGGUUCAGACACAGCUCACAGGGACCAGUCAAUGUCAGCCAGGGACACACGUACAGCUUCAACUUCACUGAAGAGGGACAGUACUAUUGUGUGGCCUCAAACACACUUGGAAAUGAAUCCUCUCCAGACAUUACACUAAGUACAACAGAGCCUGUGCCUGAGCCCUGUGUUGUGACUUGGAUUGGCACAUACAACAUAGUGCAGCUCUGUGGGAUUAUACUGCUCUACAGCUCCCUGGUCAUUUUUGAAUGCUGGUUUAGAGCAACUUAUUCCAAGAAACAGGAACAGAGACCAGAGGCAGCAGCAACUGUCAAUUGUGCCGUUGUAAAUCAAUCUUAAAACCAUAUGUGUUUACUUGUUUAUGUUGUAUUUUAUCAUGUACCUGCAAUCCAAUCAGUUUAUACUGAAUAUGAAUUAUGCAUUUAUAUGGCAGUAAGUUAAUGCAUGUCUAUUCCAGGUCAAUGCUUAAAAACACUUGAUAUUGUGUAUUUGCCAACAAAGUAGUUUGCCGCCCCCUGAUUUCAUGCUAUCACUGAUCACAUUAUUUAGAACUUUACUUGCAUUUCAUUUAGUUUUAUGGUCUUAUUAUAUUCAAUAAAUGUGUGAAUAAAAUGUCUUGUGUUUAUUAAAGUACAUUGAUACUUUU